AUGGGGUUGGUGGGGGAGAUCCUGGGUCAUCCAGAUGAGUUCAUGCCGUUGCUGCGGAUCCGACACAUGGCGAAGAUGGUGUCGAAGCUUCCCGACGACGAGGAUUUCGCCUUCUGCUACGGCAUGCUUAACCGCGUUAGUAGGAGCUUCGCCUUCGUCAUUCAGCAGCUGCACCCGCUGCUGCGCGACCCGGUGUGCAUCUUCUACCUCGUCCUACGCGCCCUUGACACAGUCGAGGACGACAUGGCAGUGCCAAUAGACGAGAAGGUCCCCAUCCUCAUCGCAUUCCACCAACACAUCUGCGACCCCGACUGGAAAUUCGUCUGCGGCAGCAAGGACUACAAGGACCUCAUGCAGCGCCUGCACCACGUGCGCCAAGCACUUGAGAAGCUCGAGCCCAGUUACAAGGCGGUGAUUCUAGACAUCACAAAGCGCAUGGGAGCAGGCAUGGCGUCCUUCAUCACCACCGAGGUGGAGACGGUGCCACAGUACGACGAGUACUGCCACUACGUGGCGGGGCUGGUGGGCAUUGGCCUGUCGGACCUCUUCCACGCUGCCAACCUGGAAGAAGCGUUUGAAGAGUCCCUCUCCAACUCCAUGGGCCUCUUCCUGCAGAAGACCAACAUCAUCCGGGACUAUCUAGAGGACAUCACAGAGGAGCCCGCUCCACGCAUGUUCUGGCCCAAAGCCAUCUGGGGCAAGUACGCCUCGCGCCUUGAGGACUUCAAGGACGUGGAGAGCAAUGGAGCAGCGGCAAUGAAGUGUGUGAACGAGCUGGUGACCAACGCCCUGGGCCAUGUCUCGGACUGCCUCACCUACAUGCACCGCCUCCGAGACCCCCAAGUCUUCCGCUUCUGCGCCAUUCCCCAGAUCAUGGCCAUGGGCACGCUCGCACUGUGCUACAACAACAUUGGCGUCUUCCAAGGCGGGGUCAAGAUGAGAAAAGGUCUAGCGGCGAAGGUGAUGGAGCAGACGUGGAGCAUGGCGGACGUGCGCUCCUCAUUCACAGACUUUGGCUUCGAGAUCCUGAAAAAGGUGGACGAUUCAGAUCCAAACUCGCAGGCAACACGGGAGUGUAUUGGCAAGAUCAUCGCCUCGUGCAGAACAGAGGGAAGGCUAGUAAGGGGACGCCUGUCAGUCUCUGACGCUGAUCUUCUACGUGGUCUCAUACAACCCGUAGCCAUGGCCAAGUCCUACCCUACCGUCAGCGAGGAGUACCAGACUGCCGUUACCAAGGCUAAGAGGGAGUUGAGGGCUCUCAUUGCGGAGAAGAACUGCGCUCCCAUCAUCGUUCGCCUGGCUUGGCAUGGUGCUGGCACUUUCGAUGUCAAGGACAAGUCCGGAGGUCCGUUCGGAACGAUCCGCAAGCCGGAGGAGCUGGCGCACGGAGCGAAUGCUGGUCUCAAGUGGGCUGUCGACGUCCUCGAGCCCAUCAAGGCCAAGUACAACAUCCUCUCGUACGGCGAUCUCUACCAGCUUGCUGGAGUCGUCGCUGUGGAGAUCACUGGAGGCCCAGAGAUCGAAUUCCAUCCCGGACGCAAGGAUGGGGAGAAGGUUCCGCCCGAAGGCCGCCUACCAGAUGCCACGAAGGGCUCCAACCACCUGAGGGACAUUUUCUACAAGAUGGGUCUCAACGACAAGGAGAUCGUCGCACUCUCUGGCGCUCACUCUCUGGGGAGAUGCCACAAGGAGAGGUCAGGGUUUGAGGGCGCGUGGACCACACAACCCCUGAAGUUCGACAACGAGUACUUCGUCAACCUUCUGGGCGACAAUGAGAAGGGUCUGCUGGUGCUUCCCAGUGACAAGGCUCUCGUGGAGGAUCCUGAGUUCAAGAAAUAUGUCGAAAUCUAUGCCAAGGACGAGGAUGCCUUCUUCGCUGACUAUGCUGCGGCCCACGUAAGGCUAUCUGAGCUCGGGUAA
Molecule: messenger RNA, 1920 nt
Organism: Closterium sp. Naga37s-1
Lineage: Eukaryota; Viridiplantae; Streptophyta; Zygnematophyceae; Desmidiales; Closteriaceae
Source: the annotation of a GenBank genome assembly